UUGUGCCAACCACCUCCGGGCGCUGACUCUCCGACUCAGGCCGAGGAUGGCGUCGCUUGGCGCGGGGCUGCUUGGCAGCCGCAAGCGGACAGCGGGCAGGAGCGCGGCGGUGGAGAGGAGAAACCUGCUGACCGUGUGCCGGUUUUCCGUGAAGACUCUCCUGGACCUCUCCUGCUUAGAGAGCAUGGAUGACACUUUGGCAGAGGUAUUAAACUUUGUGUCCAUCCUGGAACAUAUCCUCAACCAUCGACUUAAAGGUCAUACUUCUUGGUUUGGCUACGAGAGUCCUCAAAGUUUCUGGGAUUACGCCAAAGCGGCCUGUGCUAAAGUCCCUCAUAACUGCAUCCGAAGCAUCGAGAGUAUGGAGAAUGUGCAAUCGUCCAAAGCCAAGGGUCGAGCGUGGAUCCGUGUGGUUCUGAUGGAGAAAAGAUUAUCAGAAUACAUCUCAUCUGCUCUGAGGGACUUAAAAACUACCAGGAGGUUUUACGAGGAAGGAGCGAUCAUGCUGGGAGAGGAGGCGGGGCUUCUAGCGGACACGCUCAUCGCACUCAACACCAUCGACUUCAGCUUCUGUCUGAAGGGAGAGGGUAUGGAUGGCGGGGGCCCCGCAGUGAUCGACUACAUGCCUUACUUGAAGUUUACUCAAAGCGCAGACAGCAUCAGCAGCGACGAAGAUGAGAUGCGCACGCUAGGUAGCAGUGGCAGCGAGAGCAGCACGCCAGACAAAAUAGCCACAGCCGCCUCCAUCUUCACCGAGCAGAGCAACUUGGUCAGCAAGUGCAAGCGCCUGGAGCAGAAAAAUCGCAUGGCGCUGGAGCAGAAGUCUUACCUUGAAGAGCUGGUUCGUCUGCGUGAGGCUCAGCUGGCCGAGGCCACAACGCAUCACAAAGCGCUUCAGCAGAGCCUGGUGGACACACACCUGUCACACUUGCUGGAGAAAGAACAACUAGAGUUCAUCAUUUUGGAACUGCAGGACCAACUUGUAUGCGGGAGCCAAAGUACAGCCCCAACCAACCAGAGAGGCCAAAACAGCAGGUGCUGUGCCCAGGGAACAAGGGACCAUUGGCCCCAUGCAGCCAGGCCGGCCAGUGACAGGAACCACAGAGCCUACUGUGCCGCCCGACAAGGCCAGCGGCUGGCCAGAAACAGACGGGUCCAGCAGAAGACAAGGCACGGAAGAAGCAGGGAACAGCCAGUCCCCAAGUUAGCGAGAGACCACAUCCCACGCGGGCAGAAGGGCCCCUCGGGGCCUUUCUGCCCGCCGCAGGACCGCCUAGCACGGGACCACGGGAACCACCCCACCUGCAGGGGCCGCAAUGAUGGAGAUGGAACAUCCAGCAACUGCCCAGGACUUGAUGAGUUGGUCCAAAUCAACAGGACAGUGUUGAAGAACAAUGACUUGCGCUCACGACGGGAGCUGACAGCCCACCUCACCAAUCAGUGGCCGUCGUCUGAAGCUUUGGACGCCAGCGCCGUUGCGUUGGACACGCUGCUGGUCAGGAAAAGCGCUGGACAGUGGAAUAACAAGAGCCUCCACAAUGUGCCUGCAGACGUGAGCCUAUCGCAGAUGACCCUUGAACCGGCACAUCAGUUCACGUUGGAGGCCAAAGCAGCUUGUACACACUGGCCGCACCAAGGAAACGAGCAGACGCCAUCUCUCAGGGGACUGUGCGGCUCUCUGACCUCCGUCAACAGUUUCAGGUCUCUGGCCAGCCUGAGGUCUAACGAGUGUUUGGCCAGUCCUGCUGCAGAGGUCAGCAGCCCGGGUUUCACCCCCACGUGAACAUUCAGUACCCCUCCUAAUGUGGUAUUAUUUCACCUUUCUUCUAUGUGCGCUUUAACACACGUUUAAUUAAGGGUAGCAGUUGUGCUCCACUCACUAUGUUUCUUUUACCUUGAGUCACAAGUUAAUGUGCCAAGAAAACUGCAAGACUUCCAGGGUUUCAGGAUUUGUAUACAAGAACAUCGUCAUACAGUACCUGCUCUUUUUCCUCCGUUCAUUGUGUUCUGCGAACAGAUCAUCUUUAGUUCUCAGGUGUAAAUGUUUGUUUUGUGUGUGAUUUUGCUUAACACGUGUGAUUUUGCUUAACACAGUAUUUAGUUCUCAGGUGGUGACAACUAUGAUUGAUUUCCUCUCUUCAUUUUAAUGUGAAGUACUCCCUUUGAUUAAUAUUCCAAUGCCAAUUGACAUGGUGACCGUGAUCAACGUCCUGCUGCAGCUGGUCUGGCCUUCAGGCUGCGGAGCUCAACAACUUCACUGCUUGUUAGCAUUGUUAAAAUAAUUUGGCUUUUUAUUUGUCAUUUUGAAUAAAAUUUAAUUGCAAAAAAAGCAAGAUUUUGGAUAUUUAAACAUAUAACAUAAAAUACACAUAAUGAGCGUUUUUUUUAAUCUUUUGCACUCAUUCACUGGCUUUAGUAGUUGGCACUGAACAGGGACGAUCACUUCUUACGAGGGAUGGACACGAUCCAUAGAAUUAUGUGGAACAACUUCUUCAAUAAUAGUGUCUAUACUGUAGAUUCAGUCUGCUGUCUUAAGAAGUAGAACAUUAAGGCACCUAUUAGAGGUUGAGCAUGCAACACUAGCACGACAACAACACAGAACAUUCCCAUUAGAAUUUUAUGUGCGAAAUAAAAGUCAAAACCAAACCUUUUAAUGCAGGGUUUGGCAACCCGCGGAUUAAGCAUCCUUGUCGUGGCUCCGAGAUUGUUUUUACACUGUGCAUUUAUUGUAAUCAUGUCUGGAACCAAUUAAUAAGCAAGGGACGACGUGUAAAUAGGUAAAAUUAAAAAACUUAAAAGUUUAUAAGCUGUGUUGUGUUUUGCGGCUCCAGACUGUUUUUCUUUGACAAGGAGGAGGCAAUAAAAUGCCU
This is a messenger RNA of Nerophis lumbriciformis (worm pipefish), 2870 nucleotides long. It is a transcript of the gene rundc3b, whose product is annotated as RUN domain containing 3b. The record is from RefSeq and is a predicted model, not a curated record. NCBI's taxonomy places the organism in Eukaryota, Metazoa, Chordata, Actinopteri, Syngnathiformes, Syngnathidae.